CACUGCAAAGACUCGUCCAAAUGCGCAGCAGGCUGUGCAGUGUGAUCUCGUAAUGGCCACCGUAAAUACUUGAUCCUGAUCAUUCGAUAUUAAUGACGAACCUCUGAUAUCUCGCCCUCGUCGAGCUUCUUCUGCCCCUCCUCGUACCAUUCCUGAAGCCUUUACUCACUCGCCGUCAUUAUGCUUUGGAGCUUAAUGAUUGGCUCAUGCAGACCCACUUGUCUUGUGAAAAAACCUUCCAGCUGUUAGGGCUUGCCAAGUUGGUUGCCCCGCGGCGCCGCUUCUGCCUUUCACCCCACCCCACCCCUCCUUCCUCUGGCUCGCCUUUUAAAUCUCCUCCUCCCACCACUUCCCUUGGAUUUUUUCUUUCUCUUCCCUCCUCGUCUCGCAUACCCGGUUCAAGCAUCCGAUCUGCGAUUUUGUACGUGUAACCCUUCAAGGCCUUCCAUCAAGAACACCGACAAGAUCUGUCGCUUUACUGCAGGCUCUUGGAACAUCUUCUUGAUAAUCGCCUGGCCUCCUCUCACUGCCUCUCCGGCCGCUGACCUCUUCACAGCACGUACAUCAAAAACCUUAUCACAAACCAUUCACAACCGUCAAAAUGGGUAAGGAGGACAAGACUCACCUUAACGUCGUCGUCAUCGGCCACGUCGACUCUGGCAAGUCGACCACUACCGGUCACUUGAUCUACCAGUGCGGUGGUAUCGACAAGCGAACCAUCGAGAAGUUCGAGAAGGAAGCCGCUGAGCUCGGUAAGGGUUCCUUCAAGUACGCCUGGGUUCUUGACAAGCUCAAGGCCGAGCGUGAGCGUGGUAUCACCAUCGAUAUCGCUCUCUGGAAGUUCGAGACUCCUCGCUACUAUGUCACCGUCAUUGACGCUCCCGGUCACCGUGAUUUCAUCAAGAACAUGAUCACUGGUACUUCCCAGGCCGAUUGCGCCAUUCUCAUCAUUGCCGCCGGUACUGGUGAGUUCGAGGCUGGUAUCUCCAAGGAUGGCCAGACCCGUGAGCACGCUCUUCUUGCCUACACCCUCGGUGUCAAGAACCUCAUCGUCGCCAUCAACAAGAUGGACACCACCAAGUGGUCUGAGGCCCGUUACCAGGAAAUCAUCAAGGAGACCUCCUCUUUCAUCAAGAAGGUCGGCUACAACCCCAAGGCUGUCGCUUUCGUCCCCAUCUCCGGCUUCAACGGUGACAACAUGCUUACCCCCUCCACCAACUGCCCUUGGUACAAGGGUUGGGAGCGUGAGAUCAAGUCCGGCAAGCUCACUGGCAAGACCCUCCUCGAGGCCAUCGACUCCAUCGAGCCCCCCAAGCGUCCCGUUGACAAGCCCCUUCGUCUUCCCCUCCAGGAUGUCUACAAGAUCGGUGGUAUUGGAACGGUUCCCGUCGGCCGUAUUGAGACUGGUGUCAUCAAGCCCGGUAUGGUCGUUACCUUCGCUCCUUCCAACGUCACCACUGAAGUCAAGUCCGUCGAGAUGCACCACGAGCAGCUCACUGAGGGCCAGCCCGGUGACAACGUUGGCUUCAACGUGAAGAACGUCUCCGUCAAGGACAUCCGACGUGGUAACGUCGCUGGUGACUCCAAGAACGACCCCCCCAUGGGUGCCGCUUCUUUCACCGCUCAGGUCAUUGUCCUCAACCACCCCGGUCAGGUCGGUGCUGGUUACGCUCCCGUCCUCGAUUGCCACACUGCCCACAUUGCCUGCAAGUUCGCCGAGAUCCAGGAGAAGAUCGACCGCCGAACCGGUAAGGCUACUGAGUCCGCCCCUAAGUUCAUCAAGUCUGGUGACUCUGCCAUCGUCAAGAUGAUUCCCUCCAAGCCCAUGUGUGUUGAGGCUUUCACUGACUACCCUCCUCUGGGUCGUUUCGCCGUCCGUGACAUGCGACAGACCGUCGCCGUCGGUGUCAUCAAGGCCGUCGAGAAGUCCUCUGGUGCUGCCGGCAAGGUCACCAAGUCCGCUGCCAAGGCCGCUAAGAAAUAAGCAACUUAUUUCUGAAAUGACAACCUUCAGUGGGAUCUUACGACUUCGAUCUCACGCCCAAGGGCUGAUGUACUCGCUUCUACGACGAAAUGAUCAUGUUGGCAUGAGCACUCGGCUUUUGUCUGGGGGCACAUAAUGAGAGGCAAAGAAAAAAGGCCAGGAUCUCGGUUGUGUGCAAAUCAAAAAAAGAAUAGAGAGUCUAGAAGUGAUUCGUGCAAAAAUUUCUUGUUCCUACCAAUGAUGCUUGUGAUGCGAUGUGUGACUGCUUCAAAUGAAGCUUUUUGUGAAGUGUCUCGCGUUCAAUUGAAUGACCUGGGCUAUCGUAAGCAGCAUACUCGACACCUGAAGGGCCAGUAGCGCGUACAGGCGGGAUGGUUCAGUGCUUGGGGCGAUCACAGCGAUGCAGUGUGCGCUGUACCGCUAUGUUUGUCUUGUUGAUGUCCCGAUGUCCGUUGUAUUUUGGUGUGACUAAUGAUACAUACUGCCCCUUUCUAUACAUUCGUCUAAUAAUGGUGCUACUUACAUAACUAUGAUACAUAUGCUGUUUAAUAUACAAUAUUAUCUCUUCCUUUUCUUUUCU
Molecule: messenger RNA, 2564 nt
Organism: Fusarium verticillioides 7600
Lineage: Eukaryota; Fungi; Ascomycota; Sordariomycetes; Hypocreales; Nectriaceae
Product: elongation factor 1-alpha
Exons: 4
Coding region: 602-1984 (460 amino acids)
Biological process (GO): translational elongation; translation
Molecular function (GO): GTP binding; GTPase activity; translation elongation factor activity
Source: RefSeq, a predicted model, not a curated record